Fukomys damarensis (Damara mole-rat) is the source of this 6228-nucleotide messenger RNA. RefSeq names its product SET domain containing 1B, histone lysine methyltransferase (gene Setd1b). The transcript is spliced from 19 exons. Lineage: Eukaryota; Metazoa; Chordata; Mammalia; Rodentia; Bathyergidae. Gene Ontology annotation, cellular component: Set1C/COMPASS complex. The record is from RefSeq and is a predicted model, not a curated record. The coding region runs from base 1 to 5085 and encodes 1694 amino acids. Gene Ontology annotation, molecular function: protein binding; RNA binding; histone H3K4 methyltransferase activity.
AUGAUUGACCCGGCUCUGAAAAAGGGGCACCAUAAACUGUACCGCUACGAUGGGCAGCAUUUCAGCCUGGCGAUGUCCAGCAACCGGCCGGUGGAAAUUGUCGAAGAUCCCCGGGUCGUCGGGAUCUGGACCAAAAACAAGGAGCUGGAACUCUCGGUGCCCAAAUUCAAGAUCGAUGAGUUCUACGUGGGCCCGGUGCCUCCAAAGCAGGUGACAUUUGCCAAGCUGAACGAUAACAUCCGUGAAAACUUCCUAAGGGACAUGUGCAAGAAGUAUGGGGAGGUGGAGGAGGUGGAGAUUUUGUACAACCCCAAGACCAAGAAGCACCUGGGCAUUGCCAAGGUGGUCUUCGCCACAGUCCGGGGUGCCAAGGAGGCUGUCCAGCACCUGCACAGCACAUCGGUAAUGGGCAACAUCAUCCACGUAGAGCUGGACACCAAGGGGGAAACCCGCAUGCGUUUCUAUGAACUGCUGGUCACGGGCCGAUACACCCCCCAGACCCUCCCGGUAGGCGAGUUGGACGCCAUCUCUCCACUCGUGAAUGAGACCCUGCAGCUGUCAGAUGCCCUGAAGCGCCUCAAGGAUGGCAGCCUGUCCGCAGGCUGUGGCUCUGGCUCCUCCUCAGUCACCCCCAACAGUGGUGGAACACCCUUCUCCCAGGACACAGCUUACUCCAGCUGCCGCUUGGACACACCCAACUCCUAUGGGCAGGGUACCCCGCUCACGCCGCGCCUGGGUACCCCCUUCUCGCAAGAUUCCAGCUACUCUAGCCGCCAGCCCACACCCUCCUACCUCUUCAGCCAGGACCCUACCGCCACCUUCAAGGCUCGGCGCCAUGAGAGCAAGUUCACAGACGCUUACAACCGCCGCCACGAGCACCAUUACGUCCACAAUUCUGCAGUGGCUGCAGUGGCUGGGGCCCCAGCCACCUUCCGGGGCUCCUCGGACCUCCCUUUCGGGGCCAUGGGCAGCGCUGGGGGCGGCAGCGGCCCUGCAUUCAAGGUCCAGCCACAGGACUCGGCCAGCUUCGCACACACUCCACCCCCUGCCCAGGCGGCCGCAGGCCCUGCCUUCAAGUCAGCUUUCUCCCCGUACCAGACCCCGGUGCCCCCUUUCCCGCCUCCCCCAGAGGAGCCUGCGCCCACCACAGCCUUUGGGGCCCGGGACAGUGGGGACUUCCGCAGGGCACCAGUGCCCCCGCCGCUGCCACCCGCUGAGCCUCUGGCCAAGGAGAAGCCAGGCACCCCGCCUGGGCCGCCGCCCCCGGACACCAACAGCAUGGAGCUAGGGGGCCAGCCAACCUUCGGCUGGAGUCCUGAGCCCUGUGACAGCCCGGGGACCCCCACGCUGGAGUCGUCUCCCGCAGGCCUCGAGAAGCCCCACGACAGCCUGGAUUCGCGCAUCGAGAUGCUCCUGAAGGAGCAACGCACCAAGCUGCCCUUCCUCCGCGAGCAGGACUCGGACACUGAACUGCAGAUGGAGGGCAGCCCCAUCUCCUCCUCCUCUUCCCAGCUCUCCCCGCUCGCCCCCUUUGGCACCAACUCCCAGCCUGGCUUCCGCGGCCCCUCGCCACCCUCAUCACCACCCUCCAGUACGGGCCUGGAGGACAUCAGCCCGACACCACUACCAGACUCUGAUGAGGAGGAUGAGCUGGGCCUGGGCCUGGGGCCUCGGCCCCCACCUGAGCCAGGCCCCCCAGACCCUUCUGGACUUCUGGGCCAAACGGCUGACGUAGCCUUGGACCUGGCUGGAGAUAGGACCCCAACUUCAGAGAAGAUGGAUGAGGGCCACCAGUCCUCAGGCGAGGACAUGGAGAUCUCAGACGAUGAGAUGCCCUCCGCCCCCAUCACCAGUGCCGACUGCCCCAAGCCCAUGGUGGUGACCCCCGUGCCCCCACCACCCCUGCCAGCACCACCACCCGGCGUCCCUCCCCCACCCAUCCUGCCGCCGCUGCCACCCUUCCCACCUGGACUGUUCCCCGUGAUGCAGGUGGACAUGAGCCAUGUGCUGGGUGGCCAGUGGGGCGGGAUGCCCAUGUCCUUCCAGAUGCAGACGCAGAUGCUCAGCCGGCUGAUGACCGGCCAGGGCGCCUGUCCCUAUCCACCCUUCAUGGCUGCGGCAGCUGCCGCUGCCUCUGCCGGGCUGCAGUUCGUCAACCUGCCUCCCUACCGUGGCCCCUUCUCCCUGGGCAACAGCGGCCCGGGCCGUGGACAGCACUGGCCGCCCCUGCCCAAGUUCGACCCCUCGGUGCCACCACCGGGCUACGUGCCUCGCCAGGAGGACCCACACAAGGCCACUGUGGACGGCGUCCUGCUGGUGGUGCUCAAGGAGCUCAAGGCCAUCAUGAAGCGGGACUUGAACCGCAAGAUGGUGGAGGUGGUGGCCUUCCGGGCCUUCGACGAGUGGUGGGACAAGAAGGAGCGGAUGGCCAAGGCCUCGCUGACCCCCGUGAAGUCGGGCGAGCAUAAGGACGAGGACAGGCCGAAGCCCAAAGACCGAAUCGCCUCGUGUCUGCUGGAGUCGUGGGGCAAGGGCGAGGGCCUGGGCUACGAGGGCCUGGGCCUGGGCAUCGGGCUGCGAGGCGCCAUCCGCCUGCCCUCCUUCAAGGUCAAGCGGAAGGAGCCGCCGGACGCAGCCUCGGCUGGCGACCAGGUGGGCGUGCGGCGGCGGCCAGCGCGGCCCCUGGAGCUGGACAGCGGCGGGGAGGAGGACGAGAAGGAGUCCUUGUCGGUGUCUUCGUCCUCGUCGGCGUCCUCCACUUCCGGGUCUUCCACGUCUUCGCCCUCUUCCUCAACGUCAGACAAAGAGGAGGGGCGGGAGAGCACGGAGGAGGAGGCGGAGGAGGAGGAGGAGGAGCAGGAGCAGCAGCGCGGCCCCCGGAGCCAGGUGUCCUCCUCCUCGGUGACCUCCCAGUCGCAGAAGGGUGAUGAAGACAGUGAUGAUCAGGAAGAGUCUGAGAACGAUGACGAAGGUGAAACUGUGCUGUCAGAGGCAAGUGAGAAGGAGGAGGUGGACUCAGAUGCAGAGGAGACAGUAAGCAUCAUCACGUCCAAGGCCGGCGCCGAGUCCUCCAGCGAGAGUUCUGAGUCGUCAGAGUUCGGGUCCAGCUCUGAGUCCUCAUCCGAGUCCUCGGAGGAUGAACAGGAGAUGGCAGCGGAGGACGAGGAGGAGGAGGAAGAAGAGGAGGAGGAAGAGGAAGCGGCGGCGGCAGCUGUGGUGGCAGUGACAGAGGAGAUGGUGCCUCCAGCAGGCGCUGAGGAAGCUGAGCCGGGCAGGGAGGAGGCCACACUGGCCCCGGGGGGACCUGUGACAGAGCCACUGGACACCGAGGGAGAGGUGGACAUUGAGGCUGAGGAUGCAGCCCCAGGGGGGCGGACCCCUGUCCAGGAGGAGCCCCCUGUGCCUGUGGCUGCCGAGGCGCUAGUGGGGUCUGAGGAGCCCCCUGAAGAGCCAGGCCCCAGCCAGGAAGCAAAGAUGCUGAUGUCACCAGAGCCCCCUCCGAAGGAUGCAGAGGUGCCUCUCCCUGUGUCUCCGGAACGAGUAUCAGAGCAAGACCUGGAAGCGGAGCCCGAGCCCCCACUAGUGCCGUCCCUGCCCCCACAGCCACCCUUGCCACCGCCCCGGCCACCCCGGCCACCCAGCCCACCCCCGGAACCUGAGACCCCAGAGGAGCCCCCUCCCGAGGACCCACCUCCACGGACUCCAGGCCUCUGUGGCAGCCUGGCCAAGUCGCAGAGCACAGAGACAGUGCCCGGCACCCCCAGUGGGGAGCCCCCGCUUUCGGGGGGCAGCAGCAACUUGUCCCUGAGCUCCCCGCAAGUGCCCGGCAGCCCCUUUUCCUACCCGUCCCAGUCCCCAAGCCUGGGCAGCGGUGGACUUCCGCGGACCCCCGGCAGGGAUUUCAGCUUCACACCCACCUUCCCCGAGCCCAGUGGGCCCCUGCUUCUCCCCGUUUGUCCCCUCCCUGCUGCCCCACCCAUCGAGCCCGCCAAGUUGCCCUUCAAGGAGCUGGACAACCAGUGGCCAUCUGAGGCCAUCCCUCCGGCCCCUCAUGGGCGUGAUGAAGUCACCAAGGAGUUUAUGGAGCUGGCCAAGGAACGGGGCCAGUGGCGCCGGCCCCCAAAGAAGCGGCAUGAGGACCUAGUGGCCCCUUUGGCCUCCCCCGAGCUCUCACCAUCCCAGCCCCUCUUCCGGCCCCGCUCGGAGUUCGAGGAGAUGACCAUCCUGUAUGACAUCUGGAACGGUGGCAUUGACGAGGAGGACAUCCGCUUCCUGUGUGUCACCUAUGAGCGGCUGCUGCAGCAGGACAAUGGCAUGGACUGGCUGAAUGACACGCUCUGGGUCUACCACCCUUCCACCAGCCUUUCUUCUGCUAAGAAAAAGAAGCGGGACGAUGGCAUCCGCGAGCACGUGACAGGCUGUGCCCGCAGUGAGGGCUUCUACACCAUCGACAAGAAGGACAAGCUCAGAUACCUCAACAGCAGCCGUGCCAGCACCGAUGAGCCCCCUGCAGACACCCAGGGUAUGAGCAUCCCCGCGCAGCCCCACGCCUCCACCCGGGCCGGCUCCGAGCGGCGUUCGGAGCAGCGCCGCCUGCUGUCGUCCUUCACUGGCAGCUGUGACAGCGACCUGCUCAAGUUCAACCAGCUCAAGUUCCGGAAGAAAAAGCUUAAGUUCUGCAAGAGCCACAUUCACGACUGGGGCCUGUUCGCCAUGGAGCCCAUAGCGGCCGACGAGAUGGUCAUCGAGUACGUGGGCCAGAACAUCCGCCAGGUGAUCGCGGACAUGCGGGAGAAGCGGUAUGAGGACGAGGGCAUCGGUAGCAGCUACAUGUUCCGGGUCGACCAUGACACCAUCAUCGAUGCCACCAAGUGUGGCAACUUCGCGCGCUUCAUUAACCACAGCUGCAAUCCCAACUGCUACGCCAAGGUGAUCACGGUGGAGUCGCAGAAGAAGAUCGUCAUCUACUCAAAGCAGCACAUCAACGUCAACGAGGAGAUCACCUACGACUACAAGUUCCCCAUCGAGGACGUGAAGAUCCCCUGCCUCUGCGGCUCGGAGAACUGCCGGGGGACCCUCAACUAGGCCUGGUGCCGACCCACUUCAGGUGCUGUCCCCGCCCCUCUGGGCGCCCAACGCCACCGGGCCCCGCCCGCCGGCCCACCGGGAAGGGCUUCUGCCUGUCGCUGUCCCUUCCAUUUCCCGAACGUGCUCCUUUCCGGACCUUUGUCCCCUCGGACACAAACCUGCGUCUAUGUCCGGCCCCCUCCGGCCCGGUCCCUUGCCGUGGAUGCUGCUAUGUCGUGUAUCCUCUCCUCCCCAUCCUGUCUAGGAAGAGACAUUCUAACCGUUGAAAUGUGAAGGCAGAAUCAGAGCGGGCAGCGGGGGGCUGCAGAGGCCUGGUGGGGCGUCCACCUCCCGACCUCAUCGCCCCUUCCCGGGUGGCCGACCGCGCCGCCCACGCCCCAGUCCUUGGGUUCGAUGUUUACUUUCUCAUUCGGAUGCCAGCAACGAGGGAGCCCCGGGGACCCCAGUGCGGGUGGGGCGCUGGGACGGCAUCCCCGGUCUGCUGCCCUCGCGGGCAGGGCAGGCGGGUCCCUGGCCCGCCACACGGGUUGCCUGACCGCGCGCAUGUGGCAUUUUUGUGGAUAAGCUUCCUGCUCCCCCGCCACCGGCAGCCCCUACCCCAGAGCUGUGCUAGAGCAUAUUUAUUUUCGGAGUGAGCAGUUUAUUUCUCCCAGAGAAAGGAAAAAUCUUGCAGAAGAUUUUAAAACUCAGAUCUAAGUCUUUGACAGUUAUUUUUACCCCCUUUCUUCCUCUCCCAUCCUUUUCAGAGUUUAUUUCCAGGAAUUUAUUUUUUUUCUUGUGCGUGUAUAAAAUCAAAGCGAAGGGGGAAAAAUAGGUUUUUGAAGUUCAGAACCAACUUCUGUAUAUAGACUGCCAUAAAGGACUUUUUCUUGGGGACAUUGUUUCUUGUAGAAACAUGUGGGAAGACUUUUUUUGCUCAUUUCUUUGUACUUCAAAAAAAAAAAAAAAAAAAAGACACACAAAAGCAAGCCCCUCCCCGAAAGCAGAGCAGGCGUGUAGAUAAUUUCCGGGGCGAGAGGCCCGGUCCUCACCAAGACGCCACCGUGCCACCCUGCGGACGUCGGUGCCUCUGGUAUCUCAGCUUGUGUCAAGCUUUGUUAUCAUGUAAAUUCUGUACAAAGAAUUGUUAUUUUUCUCUUU